Molecule: messenger RNA, 777 nt
Organism: Melampsora larici-populina 98AG31
Lineage: Eukaryota; Fungi; Basidiomycota; Pucciniomycetes; Pucciniales; Melampsoraceae
Exons: 2
Coding region: 1-777 (258 amino acids)
Source: RefSeq, a predicted model, not a curated record
AUGGAGAUUGAGGGAAUUGAAAUAGAGGCAGAGAAUGUUGAAGAUGUUGACAUAAUGGAUUUAGAGAAGGAAAAUCAUUUUUUUUGUAGCCUUUCAAACCAAAACAUCAGCAUAACCAAUGCUCCAAUGGAGGAUGGAACAAGCUCCAACUCAAGCUUCCAUCCAGAAGAUGAUCAUGAUACUCUUUUGGGUGAUAGCUAUAUUGACAAUGAUGAUGAUAGCGAGAUUGAAGUUUCAGACGGAGAAAAUACUUUUGAAACAUCUGAAGAGCCUGAAGAUGCAAAGCAAGCCCUGAAAAAUUUGAAGAACUUACAAACUGCCAUGAGCCAAGUCAUUUUACCGGCCUGGAUAGCCAAACCGCCACACAAUUUUGGGAAUCCUUCACACAGAAAGCUCAAGUUUGAUACAUGGUUCAAGAUAUUUCAAAUUUUUCUCCCACUAGUUGCUGCCGAGAUUUGGGAUCCAAAAACCUCACCUGCCAAAUUUGAGAAUAUUCAGGAUCUUGUGGCAAUAACAAGACUCCUCACAAGCAAAAGACAAAUAAAUCUACUUGUGCACAAUACUUACCAUUCAACCAAUUAUGAUAGCUACCACAAGUACGACUAUGAUCAAGGAAGUUGUGCGGCGCAACAAACUUUGUCUACUUCUCAAAACUUCCUCCCAGAUGCAGCCUGGUAUUUUGAAGGACACCUUCAAAACUUUGUUGCCUUUUGCUUCAACUUUGAAACUCUCUUCUGUAGAUACCAAAACCAACCCGCGGCCAACCAAAAAGCUUGA